AUGCAGCUUCAUGUCCGUCGUCUCCUGUUAAUGCACGUGGAUGAGAGUGAUUUGUCUAGCUUCCACCACGACUUUCCCCUUCAAGUCAAUGCAAUGCAGGCGCAAAGCGGUUUUGGAAUAGUCUACCGAGUUCACUCCCCGGAUGGACGUCAUUUUGCCCUAAAACGCACUCUGGUUAACAACGAGGUCGAUUUGGCCAACAUGAAACGAGAAAUUACUAUCGUGAGUUCCUUGUCACACAAGAACAUAAUCAACUAUGUGGCGUCCAAAGUGACUGAGAGGGAGUCAGAGAUUUAUGAAGUCCUCCUCCUUACUACCUACUAUCCUGCUACUGUAUCCCAAGUUCUGGCAGAGCGUCAGCAGAAGGGUCUCCGAUUUCUGGAGGUGGAGGUUCUUCGGAUCCUUACCGAUGUCUGCGAAGCCAUCUCCCGACUGCAUCACUGCGAAACUCCUAUCAUUCAUCGAGAUCUCAAGAUUGAAAACCUACUCAUUGACAGUCGAAGGAAUGUUGUCCUCUGCGACUUUGGGAGUGCUACCUCACGGAUUCUACAUCCGGCAAAGCAUGGAACUCUUCGUUGUCAGGAGGAGAUUGAAAAGUAA
This is a messenger RNA of Echinococcus granulosus, 600 nucleotides long. RefSeq names its product AP2-associated protein kinase. Gene Ontology annotation, molecular function: ATP binding; protein serine/threonine kinase activity; AP-2 adaptor complex binding. Gene Ontology annotation, cellular component: cytoplasm. The record is from RefSeq and is a predicted model, not a curated record. Gene Ontology annotation, biological process: protein phosphorylation; regulation of clathrin-dependent endocytosis; positive regulation of Notch signaling pathway. The coding region runs from base 1 to 600 and encodes 199 amino acids. The transcript is spliced from 5 exons. NCBI's taxonomy places the organism in Eukaryota, Metazoa, Platyhelminthes, Cestoda, Cyclophyllidea, Taeniidae.